UAAUCAUUUCGUUUUUGUUAGUCUUACGAAUUGUUUCUUCUUUGUGAAAGCUCGUCGAACGGAAGCAAAUCUCGCUUUUUUACCCUUUUGAAAAAUAAAGGAAAAAGUUCGUAAAAAGCGAAAAAGCCCAUUGAACUGAACGCGAACGAAAGUGGUAAAAGGAUCAUAUACUAAAAUGGUUGCGGAUAACAUUGAUUGUGGCGUUGCUAUUGCUGCUGCGGAUCAAUCUUCUGCCGCGGCAGGAGUUUCCGUUAAGGAUGAGCUGCCAAGUGGCAAUUAUGUUGUGGUAUCAGUGGAUAUCGAUACCACUGGACGUCGCCUAAUCGACGAGAUUGUCCAAUUGGCCGCCUACACCCCGUCGGAUCAUUUUGAGCAAUACAUUAUGCCGUAUAUGAAUCUAAAUCCGGCUGCCCGUCAGCGCCAUCAAGUUCGUGUCAUUUCCAUUGGAUUCUUUCGUAUGCUGAAGUCGAUGCAGACGUACAAGAUCAUUAAAUCAAAAUCUGAGGUUGCUGCGCUCAAAGACUUUCUUGAGUGGUUGGAUCAACUAAAAGCCAAGAAUCCCGAUUCGGAUGGCAUUGUUCUUUUCUAUCACGAGGAACGCAAAUUUAUACCCUACAUGAUUUUACAAUCGCUCGUAAAAUAUGGCAUGCUGGAUAGAUUCAACAAGACUGUCAAGUACUUUGUGAAUAGCUUUAAUCUGGCCAAAUCCUCCAUUGGCGACACUAAACACUACAGUCUACGCAAUUUAGCCAAGAUACUGGCCAAAGCCAAGGAGGAGAAUGGCAAGGAUAAAAGCGAGAACGUGGCAGAUAGCAACACCAACAACAAGCGCAUCAAAAAUGCCAUCCAAAAGGAUCGCGACGAAUUCGAUGGCAGUGCCAGCGUUCGUGCCAAGCUCGCUUACACUGUUGCUCUCCAGCUGAGCAACUCUAAUGCGAGCGGUACAGCGCCGGCAUCUGCAGAUUCGCAGAGCAAUCUAUUUAAUGCCCUGAAGCCCUACACUGAACCUAUAAGUGGCGAUGUCAAGGAGCUGGACUCGCAGAACUUGAACCUGGAGCGCCAGAACUCGUUUCGUCCGGUCUUCUUGAACUAUUUCAAGACUACACUGUAUCACCGUGUUCGUGCUGUGAAAUUCCGUAUUGUGCUCGCCGAGAAUGGUUUCGAUUUGACCACAUUGAAUGACAUAUGGACGGAUAAGCAUGCUGCUGGUUUGGAAGCAGCUCUACAGGGCAUUGCCCAUCUAAAGACUGAGGAUAGGACGGAAUUGGUUGAGCUGCUGGACAGCUUCUUCGAUCCCAACAAGGUGACCAUUAAGCCGGUGGUUAAGCACAGCACAAUGAGGCGUCGUAACAAACGCAAUACGCUUACCCAAAAGUCUGGCUCGCAUUCAGCUACCAGCGAAGAGUUUGGCGCCGGUGGCGAUAAAUCGCAGAGCGUAUCCUCCGUGCCGGAUUCCACCACCAAGACGCCAUCGCCCCUUAAGAACGGUAGCCGAGCGCAGCGCAAACGCAACUCGCGAGUCAACCUCGAAGUCAAGGAAGUGAAAUCCACAGAUGCGUCAUUGAACAGCUCGGCGCCUGCUAGCAUCUCAGUGCCCAGCUAUAUGCCCAUUGCAGCCAGUAACUAAUCCCGAGCGGCGCAAAAUAACCUCGUGAAGAAAUUGUCAUAAAAAAAACUACACGAAGUUGACAAAGAAUCAAAUGAGAAACGAAGAAAUUUAUAAUAGCGAACUCUUUUCCUUUUUGAAGAACGACACAGAUUAGAAACAAAUUUUGUCCAAAUUUUAGUGGCACGUAUAAAUUUCCUGUGGUAAUACGCAUCAUGUAAAUGUAAUUAUAUGUGGAGUGAACACGCUAGUGAAUGGAUACACAUAAUCCUAUAAUGAACAACAGAUUAAUCGGUAAACCCGCAACACAAAGAAGUAAUUCCUAACAAUGGAUCAUUGGAUUGUUGCAUCGUCCAUUGCACACUCGUCCAUUCACAACCAAAAAAUGGAUAUAUUGUAAUUGUAUAUGCAAAACAAACUUCGUUGCGUUUAGGGGACAUCAUUUUUCAGAACUAAAAUACAAGACAACACUGGAAGGAAAAAUGCAUGAGCCGCCGGUAAACGCUUCGAUUAGAUAAACAUUGGGUAAACCUUAGAACACAAAUGGAAUAUACUAAUAUAAAAUAGGUUACCCAAUGUUGAAAAUGUGCAUGAAGAGAGAAUAGCUAACCUACACUAAAUAUAAUAAUAAGAGAAGAAAACUAUAGCUGAAGAAUCUAUACUAAACAUUAAGCAGUAAGACAUAUAUGUAUGUAAUUGUUUAUAGAGAAAAACAAAUAUUUCAAGCUUAUAUUUCACACAAAUAUUUCAUGUUUGCACAUAAGUUUGGCUUUCAAUUUCAAUAAAUAUAUGAAAUUAUAAGGCAUUUAAAAAUGUAACAGAAAAA
Messenger RNA from Drosophila albomicans, 2432 nucleotides. RefSeq names its product maternal protein exuperantia (gene exu). Gene Ontology annotation, biological process: bicoid mRNA localization. The transcript has 5 exons. Gene Ontology annotation, molecular function: protein homodimerization activity; RNA binding. Bases 176 to 1627 code for a protein of 483 amino acids. The record is from RefSeq and is a predicted model, not a curated record. NCBI's taxonomy places the organism in Eukaryota, Metazoa, Arthropoda, Insecta, Diptera, Drosophilidae.